AUGCAGACGGCAAGGCAAAAGGCUGAAGCGCAAGGUCGGAAAGCUAAGCUUGCCAACUCAUACCAUGAGCUACUGGAAGAGUUCUCGUCGAAAGACCUCCGGACGGUUGGAAACUAUACACUCGGGCGUCUGAUCGGAAAGGGUUCAUUUGGCAAGGUCUAUUUAGCUACGCAUAAGCUCACGAAUGGCUCAAAAGUUGUCCUCAAAUCCGCCAAUAAAGAUGACUCGAAUCUGGCCCGAGAAAUACACCACCAUCGGCAAUUCCUUCACCCUCAUAUUGCGCGCCUAUACGAAGUUAUAGUUACGGAAAGUCUGGUAUGGUUGGUGUUGGAAUACUGUCCAGGUGAUGAAUUGUAUAACUACCUAUUGGCACAUGGACCAUUACCCGUGGAAAAGGUACAGAGGAUUUUCACGCAGCUGGUUGGAGCCGUUACAUAUGUCCACAACUCUGCAUGCGUUCACCGAGACCUGAAGCUCGAAAACAUCCUCCUCGAUAAGAACGAGAAUGUCAAGCUUGUCGACUUCGGCUUUACCAGGGAAUACGAGGGCAAGGCGAGCUAUCUACAAACAUUCUGUGGCACUGUCUGCUAUAGCGCCCCAGAGAUGCUGAAAGGGGAGAAGUAUGCUGGCGAAAAGGUCGAUGUUUGGAGCUUGGGGGUUAUCUUAUACGCCCUUCUCUGCGGCGAACUCCCUUUUGAUGACGACGACGACAACAUCACGAGGACCAAGAUUCUAAGCACUGAACCUAAAUGGCCCGAUCAUAUUACACCCGAUGCUCGUUCGUUAUUGGGGAUAUUGCUUUCGAAAAGACCGCUGCUCCGCCCAGCAUUAUCUGAUAUCUUGACGCAUCCAUUCCUCGGGGACUACGCGCCACAGCAACAAGCUAUUCUCAAAAUCCAACAGCCCGCUCCUUUUACUACACCCCUAGAGAAAGAGACAUUGCAGCGAAUGCGCAGCGCUGGAGUUGACAUUGACCAAGUCAUUGAAAACGUAUUAGCCCGACGGUGUGAUGCCCUAGCUGGGUGGUGGUCUCUCCUUAUCGAAAAAGAAGAACGGAAGCAAGUGCGCAGAGAACGGAAACGAAGGGAGAGAGAGGCCGAAAAUCGAGCUUCCCGCAGACUGAGCGGAGCAAGCAGUCGACUUGAGCGAAUGGCACCGAUGUUAACAGGCGUCGACGAAGAGGGCAAAGAAAUCAAGCUCAGUGACCCCCCACGGAGUAGGGGUAGAAAAGAGCGGCGUAGUGCUCAUUAUCCGGAGCUCAUCCUCACUGAUCUCCCCGGACUACCUGAGAAUUCUCAGUUAGAUUCUCCAGAUGUAGCCAGUCCACCACCUCCAAUCGAAAAGGACUCGGUACGAUCAGCAAGCUCUUCCCGGCAACGAAGGCCUAUCCCGCCGCCAAAGGAGGGAACCAUUCGAGGUGCUCGGUCUCGAGGCAGUACACUACAGCUUGUGACAAAUAAUGACCUAUUAUCUCCGCAUGCUAACGGGGUAGCACCGAGACCUCAAAGACGGAAACACCAACAUGCAUUCAUUAACCACUUGGCUCAUUGGAAGCAUUGGAUUCUGGACAAUGCAAAGCGUGCUAGGUCUCCGGGCAAACGGAGUCGCUCCACGCCAGAUCUUCAUCAAAAGUCGGCCAACAGUUCCAAGCCAGGUACGAAGGAUGCCAGUCCCCGACCUGCCACUUCCAAAACCCCCCCUCAGAGCAGGCCUUCACCGCAACCUGGGCCACAAAGUCUUCCACAAGUUACUCGUAUAUAUACUACACCUACAAAUAAACGGCAUUCCCUCUCGCCUGCUCCUUUAACACCUCGCUCCACCUAUCGAAGACCUAGCAGUGGCCUCCGGGGACGGAAAUCAACAUCCUCGUCCGUAUCUUCGAUUCGGACCGUCCAUCAUCAUCAUCACACGCACUCCAAGGCCUCAUCCACAUCAUCCAACGGUUCGGGAUCCAUGAGCAAAGUUUCUGUCCCUACACGCAGCCCACACCACUCCGUAAAAGUCCUUCCAGCAACUCCAACCACGAGUGCCUUCCCCUCCAACAUCCGUGUCGUUCGCCAACCCCCUAUAUCUACGUUCAACGAAGGCGCUUCCUGGAAUAACACCGGCGGUCUUGUCUUCGCCAAACGCAAGAAAAACCUCUUCAAGGGCCCCAUGCUGCACACAUCUCCAAGCCCUAGCGGGGUUGGUAGCAGUAGUGGAACCGGUAGAGCGAGUAGCCAUAGCCGUAGCGCGAGCCUAGCGGGGCGAAGAAGCGGCGAAAUAAUUGAAGAGGAGGAUGAGGAUGACAUUGAGGAGGUGGAUGCGUUUAGCCCUAUCAUCGGACCUGGCAUGGUGGAAGAGACUUUCUUCCCUGAGGGCGAAACACCACUCCCAACGCCAAAGGUUCCUUGA
Messenger RNA from Venustampulla echinocandica, 2394 nucleotides. RefSeq names its product Kinase-like protein. Gene Ontology annotation, cellular component: cytoplasm. The record is from RefSeq and is a predicted model, not a curated record. The transcript is spliced from 5 exons. Gene Ontology annotation, molecular function: protein serine/threonine kinase activity; ATP binding. Gene Ontology annotation, biological process: protein phosphorylation; intracellular signal transduction. Lineage: Eukaryota; Fungi; Ascomycota; Leotiomycetes; Helotiales; Pleuroascaceae. The coding region runs from base 1 to 2394 and encodes 797 amino acids.